Messenger RNA from Anopheles cruzii, 4579 nucleotides. RefSeq lists its product as uncharacterized. Gene Ontology annotation, cellular component: cytoplasm; nucleolus. The transcript has 9 exons. Gene Ontology annotation, molecular function: double-stranded RNA adenosine deaminase activity; tRNA-specific adenosine deaminase activity; double-stranded RNA binding. The record is from RefSeq and is a predicted model, not a curated record. The coding region runs from base 1 to 4164 and encodes 1387 amino acids. Gene Ontology annotation, biological process: RNA processing; adenosine to inosine editing. Lineage: Eukaryota; Metazoa; Arthropoda; Insecta; Diptera; Culicidae.
AUGAUGAGUAAUAAUAGUUCUUGUAGCAACAACAGCAACAGCAGCAGCAGCAACAACAAUAACAACGUCAACAACAACAACAACAACAACAGCAAUAACAAUAUCAUCUGCAACAAGAACUCCAAUAACAGCAGCAAAAUCAAUUCAAUCAGUAACAACAGCAACGCUGUCAACAAAAAGAGCGCCAGCACCGGCACGGCAUCAUCCAGUGCAGUGGUUUGUCACGGCAUGCCGGGCGCUACAUCGCGGCGCGUAGCGAAACGCAAAGCAUCGAUAACAAACGUUUCUCCAGCUGUGAGGAAACGCCGCAAACUACAACAUCUACCCAAGUCCGCCGAAACUCGACAAGAGCAAGUGCCACAAACCAAGAACACCGUUGCGGUGCUAAAUGAAUUGAAGCGCAAUCUAGUUUAUAAGGUUGAAUCUCAAACCGGCCCUGUGCAUGCUCCUCUCUUCACAAUUUCAGUGGUGGUUGAUGGGCAGAAAUUCGUGGGUUCCGGACCGAGCAAAAAGUUAGCACGGGUGGCGGCCGCAGCGUCCGCUCUCCGUAGUUUCAUUCAGUUCAAGGAUGGUGCCACCUUGACACCGAUAGAGCCGCUGCAAAAUGUAGAUUUCACCAGCGAUGAUCCGAUGAUUGAGAACAGCAUUUUUCCGCUCUCUGAUGCGGUCCCCAUAGAACCGCAGGAAAAGUCAAUUACCACGAAUGGCAAACCACUGCCAGAAACUACUAUCACUGUCAAUUUGAGCAACAGCACCAAAUACAACAGUAACGUCUACAACAUCACCGCCGCCAACCGCCAAAGCAACGUUUGUGGUAGCGCAUUCGAAGGUAGCGUUUCGCACUCAAUCAACCACAGUAAGAAAGACGCUACAAGGGAAACGAACGUUGGUAAUAGUAGUGUUAAGGUAAUGUGCGAAGGAACCAGGAUUGAGGCUAACACCGUGAACACCAACACAAGCUCUUUGGCGGGCGACAAGUCGCUUGGUGGUUCGGAUCGUAAUUCAACGACAAAGACUGGUUAUCUCGAUGCAUGCGCCGGCAGUCGCACUACAACGGCAGCGGGGUCUAAUAUAGCAACCAACAUGGCAGCAACCGGAGCCAAUUACAACGACUGUCACGAGCAGUGUAUCAGCGGCAGUAUUGACGGUGUCGCCACCUCCACCGUCACCGCUGCCAGCGAUAUAUCUGUGCAUAAUACUUCCUGUGCCGCUACUGCCGACGUUGCUGUAACUUUCCCCAACAUCCCCGAACCGGCCGCAAGUACAGCUGCGACGAUCGGGUGUACCAAUUCCCCACCUUCAGUCACGAACACUCCCACCACUACCACUAUCGUUCUAAUGCUUCCAUCGACUGAUGCUACUUCAGAGAGCGAGCGAGUAGUAUCAGCGCCUGCACAAUUUUCUUGCCUGUGUAGCAACGGUUCUAGUAAUACACCAGCUGCCGAGUCGGAUCGGUUCGUGGUACCUAGUGCCGUUCCGAAAGGUGGUAGUGCACCCGGUGGUAUUAAACAUUGCACACCAUCGGCGGCGGCCGACUUUCACCGUUACGUCAACAAUGCUUACUACGAUUCCUUCCACAAAGUAAACAAUCAACAUCCGAUCAAACAGCCUGGCUGCUCAUGCCGGCGGGAGACUGUAGACUUUCGCGGCACUAACCACCACCAUGCUAAAACGUGCUUUGUGCGUAACACGCUCAAUAAUACCAACGUGCCCGCGACUGUCGCACCAGCGGUCUCGCCAUAUGCUAACGAAGUGUUUUUAAAACGAGAACCGUCCGAGGUUGGUGCACUACCGGUCUUUUUCACUAACAUUGGCGUCCGUAACACUAUUAACAACCUUAGUGACAACAUUCUGGCAGCUGAUACUGCUCCUGUCUCUGCAAAUUCUAACACCGCUGGCGAAAAAAAGAAGUACCCUUCCGAAAGCCACUUCUUCCCUCCUCUUGGCACUAUUAGUAACCUAGUUGCUCCCGUCACCACCAAAACCACCACUACUCAACCUUCCUCCCAGUGUCCUGCCAAUGGUAAUCCCAGUGCGCAAAAUGGUCAACGGCAAGUGGUCGAAAAGAUUCAGCAAAGUUUAGAUUUGUUCAAAAAUAGCAAUGAGAAGGCUGUAGCGUGGAAGAAGCGUUUCGAAAAGCUGAAAGUUUCGGCAACGAACAUUGUCCGUAACAGUGCUACCGUCGCGGCUGGCCACCAUCCCAAGUCGCAGCCUGAGAAGGGGCCGGUAAUGCUGUUGCACGAGCUCUUCACUGAUGCACACUUCGAGUGCGUGUCGUCGGAUGGACUCCAGCACUCGAAGUUCACCGUCGUGGUGACGGUAAACGACAACCAGCGGUUCGAGGGGACCGGUCCGUCGAAGAAGAUGGCUAAAAAUGCUGCGGCCAAGGCAGCACUUGCGUCGAUAUGCAACAUCUCUUUCAGCCCACUGCAGCAGUCCAAGUUUGGACUGAUCAACGCUGGAACCAGCAACGGAGCAAUCGGGGGCACCAGUGGAAUCGCAGUGAAUGGUGAGAAUGCCUUCAAGUCGGCCAAAAAUUUUGAACUUCCUCAAACAUUCGCGGAUGCGAUCGGCAAGUUAGUCAUAGAAAAGUUUAAUCUGGUGAUGCAGGGCAGCGAUGUGUACAGCCGGCGCAAGGUGUUGGCCGGAUUUGUAAUGACACAGGGCUACGACGUGAAAACAGCGCGUGUCAUUUCACUUGCCACGGGCACAAAGUGCGUGAGCGGUGAACAUAUGAGCGUCACUGGGUCGGUGAUAAACGAUUCGCAUGCUGAGAUUAUCGCGCGGCGCGGUUUGAUGGACUUCUUCUACAGUCAGCUCGAUCUGCUGUGCCGCCACUCAGUAAUUGGUGAAGAAUCGUCACCGAAAGCUCCCGUCACUGGGACAGGAUCUUCAUUACCCGGAACGGUGCUAAACGGCAAUGCUGUACCGAACGAACACGUUUCUGCCGAGAAUCGGUCUGAAUCGAAGCAGAUGGCGGAUGCGAGCCAAACCCAGAGCAGCAACGUGCAAGAGAAAUCGAUUUUCAACAAACCUAGCAUCGAAUCCGCGCUCUACACACUAAAGGAUGGUAUUUACUUUCACCUGUAUAUCAACACAGCUCCGUGUGGUGAUGCCCGCGUGUUUAGUCCACACGAAAAUGACAGCAUGGACGUCGACAAACAUCCGAAUCGAAAGGCCCGUGGCCAAUUGCGUACGAAGGUAGAGUCGGGUGAGGGAACGAUACCGGUGAAGAGCAGCGAGGGCAUUCAAACAUGGGACGGUGUACUGCAGGGCCAGCGCUUGCUGACCAUGUCGUGUUCGGAUAAAAUUUCGCGCUGGAAUGUGCUAGGCCUACAGGGAUCGUUGCUUGCGUCAAUUAUACAGCCUAUCUAUUUGCACUCGAUUGUGCUCGGCAGUCUAUUGCAUCCUGCUCACAUGUAUCGUGCUAUAUGCGGUCGAAUAGAGAACGCUAUCCAAGGGCUUCCUCCACCGUAUCGCUUGAACAAACCGAAGCUUGCUUUGAUGACGUCGGCCGAGUCACGCAACCAAACGAAACCACCAAACUUCAGCAUAAAUUGGAUAACCGACUGCACCGAGGUGGAGAUCGUCAACUCGUUUACCGGCAAGUUGAUUAACAACAAUACCAAUACGAGCAAAAUGUCGCGCCUGUCGAAGCAGUCAUUCUACCGUCGCUACACCACCGUCAUUGCUCAGCUACCGCAUGUGGGAUCUCGCGAGCUAAAGCCAACGUACUUCGAAACGAAGACGUCGGUGGUAGAGUAUCAGCUGGCAAAGCGUGAGUUGUUUGCUGCAUUCAGCAAGGAAGACCUGGGGGACUGGCUGAAAAAACCAAUUGAACAGGAUCAGUUCACUCUGCUGACGGCGAAAGAAACCGAUCCGCAGUAUGGCGGUCCUCAGCAGCCAAUCGUAGUGCCUCCACCUCCGGCGUCGUCGUUGUCGUCGACGGUGGCGGUGGGGUCAGUUUGCUCCGAGGUAAACGCAGGACCCCAAGCUUUGUCCUCCGCCACUGAUGCUAUCAACUGCUCACGAUGUCAUUUUGCGCAACAACACGCUGCAGGAAAGCGAAAUUUUUUCGCUGUUGAAUGCAGUAUCCAUUCUGCUGGUAGGCAAAGUACUGAACGUAAUGGGAAGCAAACGAUUUCGGCCUCGGGACAGCUCUAAUUUGCCCAUUUUGUCACCGGAUGCCACUUUACGUAAACAGAUAAUGUUUGCAACAGAACUUUGUGGUGAUGCCCGUGUAUUGCUAGUAAACGUUUCGUAAUGCAAAUAUGUUACAUUCUGCAAUAUGCACUGAUAUGCAAUCGCAGAUAUUUGGAAAUGAACAACCCAAGUGAUGGACAGCAAGAAACUUACCGUACCAUCACAAUGGUACAUUUGAUUUUAAUAGUAAUACCUAAUGUAAAACUGCUGUAAACUGAAAUUAUGUUUUACGCUCCCAUUGCUUAAGGAUAGCUAACUAACUGCAUCCGAGAUCAUGAUAUUUUUUUGUGUUUCCCUGUCCUUUGUUUUAGCUAUAAGCUAUGUUUUGAUUGAUAAUAUUUAUUACUAUUCGAUACCUGGCACGGUUUUUAAUGUG